CUCAUCAGGAACAUCAUGGCUCGGAGCAAUGCAUGUUGUCUGGUCCUUCUCCUCCUAUGUGGUGCACUUCUACUGGAAAUGAGUCCUGGGACGAUGCUGGCCAGCGCCGUAAUUUGUCCACAGUACUGCUUGGAUGUGGACUAUAUGACUUGCCCAUCCACUGGCGAUGAGCAACUGAGUCCUAAGUGCAACUGCUGCCUCGCUCCGAAAGGCUGCACUCUUCACCUGAAGGAUGGCACCUCAGUUUCUUGCAGUUGAA
Messenger RNA from Rhodamnia argentea, 259 nucleotides. RefSeq names its product proteinase inhibitor PSI-1.2-like. Gene Ontology annotation, molecular function: serine-type endopeptidase inhibitor activity. Bases 16 to 258 code for a protein of 80 amino acids. NCBI's taxonomy places the organism in Eukaryota, Viridiplantae, Streptophyta, Magnoliopsida, Myrtales, Myrtaceae. The record is from RefSeq and is a predicted model, not a curated record. The transcript has 2 exons.